Myotis daubentonii (Daubenton's bat) is the source of this 2695-nucleotide messenger RNA. RefSeq names its product RAD21 cohesin complex component like 1 (gene RAD21L1). NCBI's taxonomy places the organism in Eukaryota, Metazoa, Chordata, Mammalia, Chiroptera, Vespertilionidae. Gene Ontology annotation, cellular component: meiotic cohesin complex. Gene Ontology annotation, biological process: replication-born double-strand break repair via sister chromatid exchange; sister chromatid cohesion. The record is from RefSeq and is a predicted model, not a curated record. Gene Ontology annotation, molecular function: chromatin binding; protein binding.
GUAAUCUGAGCGUUAUUUUAUAGAACGAAGGAAAAGUGUUUGUGCUUGCUGUCAAUUAGUAUGAAAAGCUUUUGUAAUCAAAUUUUAAAUAGCUUUUAAUGUUCUCUCUUGUUCACUAAACGCAACUAAGGAACACAGGCAGCAUGUUCUACACGCAUGUGCUUAUGAGUAAGCGGGGGCCAUUGGCCAAAAUCUGGCUUGCCGCUCACUGGGAGAAGAAACUCACAAAGGCCCAUGUAUCUGAAUGUAAUCUAGAGAUAAUCAUUGAGAAAAUUAUUUCACCUAAGGUGAAAAUUGCACUUCGGACUUCAGGACAUCUUCUCUUGGGAGUUGUUCGGAUCUAUAAUAGGAAGGCAAAAUAUCUUUUGGCAGAUUGCAGCGAAGCAUUGCUUAAAAUGAAGAUGACGUUUCGCCCAGGACUAGUUGACCUUCCAAAGGAGAAUUUUGAAGCAUCUUACAGUGCUAUCACACUGCCAGAAGAAUUUCAUGAUUUUGAAAUCCAGAAUGUGAAUGCUAUUGGUGUUUUAGAAAAAUUUACUCGGAACCAAAGCAGACCAGAAGAAAUCACACUUAGAGAAGAUUAUCACAAUGUUCUACUUUUCCAAGCUGGGAACUUUGGGGCGGAACCUGAAAUCCUGAGAAGCCAUAGCUUCUUUGAUGACAACAUCUUGCUGAAUUCCAAUGGUCCUUUAGUUGAACAUAGUUCUGGAAGCCUCAAUGCAGAAAAAUCUCUGCUCUAUGACAGUGGAGAUGGAUUUGGUGAUGAAGGGGCUGCAGGAGAAAUGAUUGACAACCUAUUACAAGAUGAUGAAAAUAUCCUGUUAGAAGACAUGCAUUUGAACAAAGAAGUUUCCAUGCCUCCUGAGCCUCCCAGUACUAUAGUGGUAGAACCAGAUAAUCCAGAGUGUAUACAUCUACUGGAAAAUGAAAAAAUGCAUGAAACCACAUUAUCAAACGAAGAGGAAGGAUUUACCCUUGUUCCGAUUGAUACUUCAGAUAUUGCUUGGAAAAGGAAAAACAAAAAGAGGAAAUUGCUCAUAGAUCCAGUCAAGGAGAUCAGCAGCAAAACUAUGCAUAAACAGCUUACUUUCUUCGCUGACACUCUCAUGGUUUUGGAACUUGCACCUCCUACCCAAAGACUGAUGAUGUGGAAAACAAGGGGAGGAGUGGAUACACUUCUGUCAUCUGCUACCCAGGAUUUGAUUCAUACUGAACUGAAAAUGUUGUUUACAAAAUGCUUUCUGUCUUCUGGCUUUAAACUUGGAAGAAAGUUGAUACAAAAGGAAUCAAUAAGUGAAGAAAUGGGGGGGAGAAACGUAGUAGAGACCUCCAUGAUGAAAGAUCCAAAUUCCCAGCAAGAGUUAAGCCAACCCAAAACUUGGCAGGAUAUGACUGAUGAAUCUCACUAUAGCUCUCAAGGGGAUACUAAUAAAAAUAUUAGCUUUGAGCAGGAUAUUGUUUCUUUGGCUGCUGAGGAACCCUCUUUAAUGAAUGUAACCUUGGCACAAGGAAUUGAAAAUGGUUCGGUUGAAUUGGAGUCAUUGGGAAGUGAACAAAAUAUUGAGGCAAAGAGAUGGAAUCGAAGAAUACAUCGGCUGUUAAAUGAUUUGCGGGAAUCUCACAAGACAGGAAUGAAGUGCUUUAGUCUGAUGACUCUCUGCAGAAAUAGUGACCGAAAACAAGCUGCUGCCAGAUUUUAUAGCUUUCUUGUCCUAAAAAAACAGCAGGCUAUUGAGCUGAGCCAGAGUGCCCCCUAUGCAGAUAUUAUAGCUACAGUGGGACCGAUGUUCCAUGAAAUAUGAAGGAAAUUCAGAACAUGCAGAUUUAUGUCAUCAUUGGAAUUUCUGUAUAGAUUGUUCGAUUUAAUGCAGCAGCCGCCUGGAAGCAGCUGAAGGUCUGAUCCCUUUCAUAGACAAGCCAACCUGCCAUUUCUUCUUUGUAAGCUCAGAAUAAUCAUAGCCAGAGCUGGAAACGUAUAUGCUCACAGAAAUACUAAAUUAUAGCUGAGUAAUAGUUUUAACUUAGCUGACUUGAAUGUAUAGCACGUACCAUUUCCCUGACUUGAAUGUUGCAUUUAGAAACAUUUUGAAAAUAUUAUAUGGCUCAGGAAACACUCAAGGAUGUUAUUAAAAGGCUACUUUACAUUGGAAUAUUUAUUUUAAAUUUAUGGGGCUAAUUAAUAAUUAAUACUUUUUUAUUUCCCCGCAGACAAUAAUUUACUUAUUUUUACAUUUUUAUUUAUUUCAGAGAGGAAGGAAGAGGGAGAGAGAGAUAGGAACAUCAAUGAUGAGAGAGAAUCAUUGAUCGGCUGCCUCCUGCGCACCCCCUACUGGGGAUCGAGCCCACACCUGGGCAUGUGCCCUUGACCGGAAUUGAACCUGCCGGACCCUUCAGUCCACAGACUGAUGCCCUAUUCACUGAGCCUAACUGGUUAGGGCCAGACAAUAACUUAUUUGAGUCAAAUGCAUAUCAUCCUUGAUUUGACCUAGUGCCAUGGUUUUCAAUCUAAUAUCUUAAUUGAAGAGUUAUAAAAUUCAUCUUUGUUUUAAAUUAUCUAAAUGGCUGUUAGUCUAUUUAUAGGUUAUUUAACCUUUUUGUUCACUACUUACUGAUUAUUAUAAUCACCAUUCAUGUGUCAGUAAAACUAUGUUUAUUAUGUUAAAAAUGUUAGCAGAUAUGUUGUCUGCAGCUGGAA